This is a messenger RNA of Exophiala aquamarina CBS 119918, 1620 nucleotides long. RefSeq lists its product as uncharacterized. Gene Ontology annotation, molecular function: carbohydrate:proton symporter activity. The record is from RefSeq and is a predicted model, not a curated record. The transcript has 2 exons. Lineage: Eukaryota; Fungi; Ascomycota; Eurotiomycetes; Chaetothyriales; Herpotrichiellaceae. Gene Ontology annotation, biological process: carbohydrate transport; transmembrane transport. Bases 1 to 1620 code for a protein of 539 amino acids. Gene Ontology annotation, cellular component: membrane.
AUGGCUUUCAAACCCUGGAGGGUCCUUCCAGGGUCUGCCCUGCUCUGGAUUCUCAACCUCUUCUCGGCCGUCGCCCUCAUCUUUGAAGGUUACAAUCAAGGUGUUAUGGGUGCAGUCAACGGCACACCGGGCUACAUCGACACUGUUGGCAUUGGCGCUGAUGGCAAAGUCACUGAUGCCACCAAGCAAGGCGGCCUCGUAGCCGUAUACUACUUUGGCGCCAUGUUCGGAUGCUUCUUUGGCGGGAAGAUUGGAGAUCUCUACGGUCGCAGGAAAGCUGUUGCGCUGGGAAGUUUGCUCGGCAUUAUUGGGGGAGCUUUACAGGGUGCGUCGCAGAAUGCCAACAUGACUAUUGUGGCUAGGACGAUUUGUGGCGUGGGUAUUGGGUUUAUCAACACGAUUAUCCCAGCUUGGAUCAGCGAGCUCGCUCAAGCACACAACCGGGGUUCAGCAUUUGCCCUUGUCUUCGCUGCAAAUUAUGUGGGUAUUGUGAUUGCCUACUGGAUCGGCUACGCUUUACGGAACAAUACCACAGACUUCCGCUGGCGGUUUCCCUUAGCCUUUCAAGUUGUCCCGCUUGCCAUCGUUCUAGGCACAGUGGCCUUCCUACCAGAGUCUCCUCGGUACCUAUUGACGGUCGACCGCCGUGACGAAGCUCUUGAGAUCCUUGCAAAAGUCCGAGGCGACGCCGACUUGAACAAUCCCACCCUCCAAGCUGAGAUCGCUCAGCUUGAUGCCAUCGUUACCUCGGCUCGCAGCUCCCGCUACUCCCUACACAACCUCUUCCUUUGGGGUCGCCACUCUGGCAAACUCCACCUUGGCCGCCGUAUUGGUCUUGCCGUGGGUAUCAUGAUGAUGAUGGAGUGGACUGGCAUUCUUGCCAUUACUGUCUAUGCCAGUAUUAUGUUCGAACAAGCUGGCUUCACUACCGAGAAGUCGUCCCUGCUUGCUGGUAUCAUUCAGAUUGUCGGCAUCAUCGGCACACUUGGUGCAGUCUUCACCAUCGACCGCUUUGGUCGUCGGCCAUCACUGCUCUUCGGCUUCAUUGUGCAGGGCGCUGUACUGCUCCUCUCAGGUGGCCUGUCACGUCUCGGUGAACUCCACCCAGCUCAUUCAGGCUCUUAUGGAGCAGCGUCCGUCGCCAUGGUCUUCAUCUACACUUUCUUCUUCGCUCAGACAGUGCUGAUGAUCGCUUUCAUCUAUCCCACUGAGAUUUGGCCGCAAGAGAUGCGUGCGCGCGGUAAUGCAUUCGGUGUGUUCGGAUGGGCUGUUGGCUGUGGAACUACUACUUUGGUGAUCCCUUCCAUGUUUGCUGCAUUGGGAUGGAAGACUCUGAUUGUGUUUGGUGCUUUUAACUUCGGGAGUGUGCCGCUGGUGUGGUUCUUCUUCCCAGAGACGAAGGGGAGAAGUUUGGAGGAGAUCAAUUUAUUGUUUUGUAGUGAGAGUCCGUUCGUGAAGGAGAAUGAGAGGACGUAUAAUGAGAUCUUGGUGAGGUCUGGUGGAAAUGUGGCGAGUGCAGAGAGAGAGAUUAUGGAGACUCUAGAUAUCUGCAAGAGGGAAAAUGACAGUGGUAGCGGACUUGAAAAGGGUGAGUUAGGCAUAGGGAAGACUGUUGAGUGA